Marchantia polymorpha subsp. ruderalis is the source of this 3212-nucleotide messenger RNA. The record is from the annotation of a GenBank genome assembly. NCBI's taxonomy places the organism in Eukaryota, Viridiplantae, Streptophyta, Marchantiopsida, Marchantiales, Marchantiaceae.
CUCAACGUUAAACCCCGACCUGAAGCCAAAACGCACAAAGCCUCUAAACCCCCGUUCUGGACUCUGAAAUUGCACUUCUGGGAAGCAGCAGAUUGCAAUCCGAUCUGCGUCGAAGGCCUAUUUUUCUCUCGACAAUGUUCGAUUGUUGGGCGAUGACGCGCGAAACUUUUCUCCGGAUCCCGAGAAACUUGUCUUCUUCACAGCCAUGGUUGCAGAAGGGGUGAUGGGUGUGGUGGGAACAUUUAACACCUUGGCUUCUUGAGUUCGAGGAAUUCGCUGUGAUUGAGCUGCUGUGAGUUCUUCAGUGCUAUCAGCAUCGGGAAUCGAGGAAUUUAGUAGGAUGAGAGCCUCAGUACAGAGCAGAGUGUUCCAGAUGAUGUCUCAGAUUUUAGGGUACCCCAGUCGUAUCGGACCAGGCAACGGAUGUGCCCCACAGAUGGGAAGAGCUUUCAGUGCUUCUUCGAGUUUAGGAGAAAGAAAGCAGGAUAUCUUCUCUAGCUUAGGAUUGGGAACUUAUGAUGGUGCAUCGGGUAUGAUGUUGAGGCAAGAAUGCGAGAAGUCCGAGAUUGCUGGAAGAUUUAUGGAUCGCCACUCACCUGCUGUACUGCUGUUGAAAAACCAGUGCGGAGUCGGACGAUCGAAGCGAAUGGAGAUAAGCACAAACAAUCAGCAGCAGGAGGAGUCACUGCCCACUGUUUAUGCUCAUAAUCGACUGAUAAGUGUCUUGAUGGAGGGAGGGUAUCAUGAGGAGGCGUACCACAUAUAUCAAGAUAUGCUGCUGGAAACUUGCAAGCCUGACUCCCAUACAUACGUUCGGUUAAUCAUGGGAUUUUGUAGGGCCGGGAGGAUCGAAGAAGCAUAUGGGAUUUUUCAGGAUAUGAAAAACCAGAACUGUGAAUCUAAAGGUAUUGUGUACAAUGCCAUGAUACAUGCGGUUGGGACAGCGGGUCUUGUAUCCGAAGCUUUAAAGCUGUUGGAUGAAAUGACAGAAGCAGAUUGCUCUCCGGACACAUGGACGUACAAUAGUGUCAUACAUAGCCUAGGCAAAGUAGGUGAUGUGAAUCACGCUCUACGUCUCCUGGAGACCAUGCACGUCAAUGGCUGCAAUCCGGACGUAAUUACCUACAACUCGCUGAUUUCCUCAUUAGGCAAGUGCGGACGAGUUGUGGAAGCAUGCAAGUUGUAUGAAGGGAUGGUUGAAAAAGGUUGUCUACCUGACGUUGUUACUUAUAACACCCUUAUUCCAGUACUUUGCAAGGCUGGUGAAUUUUCUGCCGCUCUUAAUUUGUUUAAGUUUAUGCAAUCUGUGGGAUGUCGGCCCGAUGUCUUUACAUACAGUUCUUUGGUAGUAGGUCUGUGCAGAGCAGACAGAGUAGACGAUGCCUUGCGUCUAUCAAGUCAGAUGACUCUCAGUGGAUGCUCUCCGAACACAGUUACAUUCAACUCUUGGUUGGAUGGACUUUGCAAGGAGGGCCGAGUAAGAGAGGCGCAGGUGCUUUACCAGAAAAUGUUGACACUAGGAUAUAUUCCUGAUGUUAUUACGUUCUCCAUACUCAUAGAUGCCUUUUGCAAGAGUGGUGAAUAUCUGGAAGAGGCCUUUAAGCUGCUGAAACUCAUCGUGAAAAAACCGGACACCGUGGAUGUCCGUACACGUGACAUUAUUCAUAAUAGUUUCAUGAGAGUGGGCAUGAUGAAACAAGCAAAGCGGAUCAUGAGGAACGCCCGGCACAAGCGGGUCAGGUUGCAAAAUCAAGCUGGAGAUGUAAAACACAUGUAGAAAUGUUUGGAUCGCAACUGCGGGGGUUCUGAGCUAUCUGUAGCCAGCAAGGUGUUUGCGGUCUACAUGAUCAGAUCAUGAAUAUAAAAAGUUAUCGAGAGGGUUCUGCAGUGGAUGAUUCUGGAAACAGCCGUGUUUAGCUCGAGCUUCGAGCGAAAUUGUAAAAAAUUUGAGUCUUGGAUGAAAGAUUAUCAGCCUGAUUUGAUCCUCACAACAUCAGCAGUGCCACAGACGAAGAGGUUGCAGAGGCUGUUUCCCUGUCAUCUUGCACAGUUACUUCGGCGUCAGCUUCACCUUAGAAGUUUGUGAAGAAAUAGGUGGCCGAUGAAACUCAGGCGGGGAAGGUUUCGUGCAUUAUGGCGUCACUGGUGAAGAUUGCAUAGACUACAGUUCUAUGCAAUCUUAUCAGACGAACACAAUAUCAUUUUCCGCCAUCAUGUCAGCGAUGGGGCAAACAGCAGCUCCGACUACUUUUACCGCCGGAGUAAUCAGAGCACGAUUUGUGGACUUCACGCAAAAGCUAGUGAGCUACUCGUCCGUCUCGCGGGAUUCCGGGCAACUCCUGCUGGUGACCUUUUUGGCGAACCUCCCUGUUCCUUGUUGGCUCCGCGUCGGGUUUUUGUGUGAAAGGCAAAAGGGCAGGCAAAAACAAUCCUCAAAGGUGAAAACUUUCAGCUACGAGGGCAAAACGCUAGGAGGAAGGAGGAUGGACAAAGAGUGUACGUUAGAUUAUCAAAGUGUGGGUGGGUAGUUAGAGUAUGGGACCACGUCGGGACCAUCGGUUCCGAGGACACAUCGGAAUACGGAGAUGCGACGAAAUUGUAAAUCUUAUCUUAAGAGAUGCAGGACGGGUCAUUUUUUGAGAAAAAAAAGAUGAUGUAUUUAGAGAAGCUUUUGCUUGGAUCUUGGUAGAGAGCAUCACGUGGAUGGGCAACGCCUACCUGCAAUAGGAAUAAGGACACUUGGAAGGUGAUCUGGUAGGUGGGCUCGAUUUUAUUCCAUAUACGAUUUUCUCUCGAUUUUCUCUCCAUAUUGCGUACUGCUCUGUAGAGGAGUUCUGCAGACCUAUGGCCAGCCAGCGAAUUCUCAACGCUGCGAUGAUGCCGAAUUAUACUGUAUUAUGAGACUCUUGAAAAUGCAGCGAGUAUUCGGACAGGGUGGACAAUACUGACGCCUGGACCUAUGCACACUACCUGUCCUCAAGUCCGAGCGGUGGUAGAAUACGGAGUGCCUAGAGCUUGGUGAUUCAUGGAAAAUGUCUCCAUUUACAACGUUUUGUUUCGCUUCCCGUCACUUUACAAAUGCGAGAGGAACUAAAGAGACCUGAUUAUUUCUCAGACUCUGCUACAAUUCUCGUGUUUUUCUCUUGCAAUAAUGUAAGUUUCCGAUCAUGAAUCAGAUGUUUCGAAUCACAUCAGAUUUUUUUAAUUGCCAA